CCACCUGAAACGAAACUGAAAUACUUUCCUUUAAACUGUUGCAGCGGAUUCUUCGCCGUUUGUCACAGCCGGUUUACAUUCAGUUCCGGGUUUUCCUCUUCGCGUGUUUUUCUCUCUCAGAUUUGGUCUUAACUGCGUCUACAAAAUGUCAGGAAUCGCUGAAAUCGAUGAAGGAUUCUACUCUCGACAACUGUAUGUCCUGGGCCAUGAAGCAAUGCUCCGGAUGGGCACAGCCAAGGUCCUCGUAGCAGGAAUGAGAGGUCUGGGAGUAGAAAUAGCCAAGAAUGUGAUCCUGUCCGGAGUUAAACAUGUCACUAUCCAGGACGAAGGACUGACAGCAUGGACCGACCUGUCAUCCCAGUUUUUCCUGAAGGAGUCCCAUCUCGGUCAGAAUCGGGCUUCAUGUUCGCUACAACAGCUGGCAACUUUAAACCCGCAUGUGCUUGUGGAGGCCUAUACUCAACCACUAGAUGAGCACCUGCUUCUGCAAUUCCAGGUCGUGGUCCUCACUGACUCCUCACUCGAUGAUCAGAAGCGUUUUGGUGAGCUGUGUCAUUCACAUGGCAUUAAGUUCAUUGUAGCAGACACCAAGGGACUCUGUGGUCAGCUGUUCUGUGACUUUGGGGAGAAGUUUGAGGUCUUGGACCGGGAUGGAGAAAUGCCUGCAUCAGCGAUGAUACAGCAUAUCUCUAAGGCCAAUCCUGGAGUGGUGAUCUGCACAGAUGACCAGAAGCAUGGACUCUCAGAUGGCUCUAAAGUUGUUUUUUCUGAAGUUCAAGGCAUGACAGAACUUAACAGAAUCGGCCCUGUGGAGAUCAAAGUCCGUGGCCCGUAUUCCUUCAGCAUUGUUGACACGUCUGCCUUUUCUGAGUAUGAACGAUGUGGAGUGGUGAAUGAAGUUAAACAGCCCUGCCUGAUAAAUUUUAAGCCACUGAGUGAGGCUUUACGGGACCAUGAUCUGCUGGUAAUGAAUGACUAUGGAAAAAUAUCUCGACAUAACACCCUGCACUUGGCCUUCCAAGCCCUCCAUAGCUUUGUGAAGAAAGAAAAGCGACUCCCUGGUCUCUGGUCUCAGACAGAUGCAGAUUACCUGCUAACCAUAGUGAGAGAGAUGAAUGCAGCUGCACAACUGGAAGAGCUGGAUGAGGCUGUAGUACAAAGCCUGUCCUACACAGCCCAGGGGGAUCUGGCUCCCAUGAAUGCUUUCAUAGGAGGGCUGGCUGCUCAAGAAGUGAUUAAGGCGUGCAGUAGGAAAUUUAUGCCUCUUCAGCAGUGGCUGUAUUUUGAUGCACUGGAGUGCCUGCCUGAGGAAGAGGAUCAACCAACAGAAUGCUCAUUUGCGAUGAACGGCACAAGGUACGACGGACAGAUUGCUGUGUUUGGCUCCGCGUUCCAGGAGAAGCUUCAAAGGCAGAAAUAUUUCCUGGUUGGAGCUGGUGCUAUUGGCUGUGAGCUUCUUAAAAACUUUGCCCUCAUAGGCCUUGGUGCAGGAGAAGACGGGCACAUCACCAUAACGGACAUGGACUCAAUAGAAAGAUCCAACUUGAACCGCCAGUUCCUGUUCAGGACUCGUGAUAUUGGGAAACCUAAAUCAGAAGUUGCAGCCAGAGCCGUGUGUGAGAUAAACCCACACCUGAAUAUCACAUCGCACCAGAAUCGGCUGGACGCUGACAGUGAAGGAGUAUACGACUACAGCUUCUUCAUGGAGCUCGAUGGAGUGGCUGCAGCCCUCGAUAAUGUGGAAGCCAGGGUCUAUCUCGAUAGACGCUGUGUGCAACACCAGAAGCCAAUGCUGGAGGGGGGAACUCUAGGGAGCAAAGGUCAUACCUUGGUGGUGGUUCCUCACCUGACAGAGUCUUAUGGACCGGCCAAAUCAAGUUCUAGCAACGCUAUCCCACUGUGUACUCUCAAGAACUUCCCUCACCGUAUCGAGCACACUUUGCAGUGGGCGAGGGACCAGUUUGAAGGAUUAUUUAAACAAACACCUGAAAACGUAAAUCUCUUCUUGAGGGAUUCAGGGUUUAUAAAGCGGACUCUAGAUCUUGGUGAUGCCGAGGCCCUGGAGAUCCUCGGAGGGGUGUGGAGCAGCCUGGAGGACAUGGAAGCUGGAGGACAGCGUCCAAAGAGCUGGGAAGACUGUGUGCGCUGGGCACGUUGCAAGUGGGAGACUCUCUUCAACAACGAGAUCCGUCAGCUUCUGCACUGUUUCCCUCCUCAUGAGAAAACCACUACUGGCCUGCCCUUCUGGUCUGGAUCCAAGAGGUGCCCUCAUCCACUGACCUUUGAUCCUAGCAUGACUACUCAUAUGGAGUAUGUGAAGGCCGCAGCUAACCUGUAUGGGCAAAUCUAUGGGAUCAAAGGGACAAGAGACUUGACUUUGAUCGGAAGAGUCUUAGAGAAUGUCCAUGUACCAUCUUUCACUCCCAAGUCCUCCGUGAAGAUUCAUGUUACUGACAAGGAGAUGGAGGAGGAGAAAAAACGGGGAAGUGAUGAUGCUGAAAAAGCCAGACUUGAGGAGUUGAAAGGAAAGCUGGCCUCACCCCCUCUGCAAAGCUCAGUUCAGAUGCACCCCAUUGACUUUGAGAAGGAUGACGACAGUAACUUCCACAUGGACUACAUUGUUGCUGCAUCUAACCUGAGAGCAGAAAACUAUGAUAUCCCUGCAGCUGAUCGCCACCAGAGUAAGCGCAUUGCCGGAAGGAUCAUCCCAGCCAUUGCCACCACGACAGCCGCAGUGGCAGGCCUCAUGUGCCUGGAGCUGUAUAAACUGGUUCAGGGUCACCAAAAGAUCAGCUCUUACCGCACAGCUUACAUCAACCUGGCCGUCCAGUACUUUGUCAUGUCCCAGCCGAGCCGGCCUCAGCGCUUUGAAGUUGCAGGAAAGAAAUACACCCUGUGGGAUGACUUCCUUGUUGAGGGCAGCAGAAGUGGUCAGCAGGAAAUGACCUUGGAAGAUCUGUUCCAGUGUAUCAAGGAAAAGUGUAACUUGAAUGUCUGCAGUCUUUUCUAUGGAAAUGCUAUCUUAUUCAAUGGACACAAUGAGAGGCUGAAGAAGAGAGUGUCUGAUGUAGUGAAGGAGGUGACAAAGGAAGACAUCCCUCCACAUAAAAAGAUGCUGGAAUUAAUCCCGUCAUUUACUGAAGAUGAGGACUGCGAGUCAGUUCCAACGAUCAGAUACCUUUACAUGUGAUGCCAUCGACGCAGUUUCAGUGAAGACGGGCUGCACGGAUCCGUUGCUGUAUAACAAAGGAAAUUCAGCUCCCAGGAGCCAUCAUGUUAUUUAAAAACGAAUAGAAUCUAAAAUUUACGGUUGAUGUUUUUAUUCUUUUAACUUGACAUGACAUGCUGUGAUUUUUGUUAGACUUCUUUGUUCUGUUAAUGAAUUAUGUUGAAAAAGGAUAAAAUUUAUAUAUAAGUCCUCAUUGUAUGGCAAAAAUAGAAUCUUGGCAAACUGCGCUUUCUUUUUUCUUUCUUUCUUUAACUUAAAGUUUUGUCACCCAAAGGAUUUGUUUGUCAACUUGUGGUUUUGACCUAUAUGUGAAGUUUUUCUUUUGAGAAGUCUUACUGAAAUGUUGUGAAGAUUCUGGCAAAGACAUGCAGGUUAGAAGAUCUUCCACUCCUGGGCCAGAGCUUUAAUUAAGGUCAUGGUCAGCACACUAUUUGUGGAGGUUGAUAAACGUAUAUCACCAUAUGUUCAGAGUGGAGAAACCAAAGUCAUUUGGAAGGCUUUCAUCUGUCCUCAGGUGGUUUUAGUACAUUCCCCGUCCCUUUCUGCAGCCUCAGUGUUUCACUCCACACCCUCAUAUUAACAAGCUGACAUUAAUAGCAAGCUCUUGGUUCUCUAGAAUUAUGUCAUGCAAAUCAUCUCUGUCAUUUUCACUGCAACUACUUAAUGUCUUUUAAAUUUACAGUAUAGGUUGCACUAUGAUACAAUUUAUGAUUAAAUCCAGUUUGGACAAUAAAAUGCCUCUUUGAGGAACAAGUUA
This is a messenger RNA of Archocentrus centrarchus (flier cichlid), 3986 nucleotides long. It is a transcript of the gene uba7, whose product is annotated as ubiquitin-like modifier activating enzyme 7. Gene Ontology annotation, biological process: DNA damage response; ubiquitin-dependent protein catabolic process; protein ubiquitination. NCBI's taxonomy places the organism in Eukaryota, Metazoa, Chordata, Actinopteri, Cichliformes, Cichlidae. Gene Ontology annotation, cellular component: nucleus; cytoplasm. Bases 146 to 3190 code for a protein of 1014 amino acids. Gene Ontology annotation, molecular function: ubiquitin activating enzyme activity. The record is from RefSeq and is a predicted model, not a curated record. The transcript has 24 exons.